Nycticebus coucang (slow loris) is the source of this 5332-nucleotide messenger RNA. It is a transcript of the gene ACAD10, whose product is annotated as acyl-CoA dehydrogenase family member 10. Gene Ontology annotation, molecular function: oxidoreductase activity, acting on the CH-CH group of donors; flavin adenine dinucleotide binding. The transcript is spliced from 22 exons. The record is from RefSeq and is a predicted model, not a curated record. Lineage: Eukaryota; Metazoa; Chordata; Mammalia; Primates; Lorisidae. The coding region runs from base 151 to 3447 and encodes 1098 amino acids.
CACGGAUGCGCUGCGACUGGGAGGCAAGGCGCGGCGAUGCCUGCCGUCUUCCGGGUUGGAGCUUGGAGAAGUCGGAGAGCAAGGACGUCGUUGAGGUUGCUGGUGCUGGGCUCUCUCUCACCCACUUAAGCUGAGCGCCUCAGCCUCAACAUGUGCAUACAGAGGUUUUUCCAGUCCUCUCUUCAGUGGGCUUGGAGGAUGACCUUCCUGAAGCACAUCCAAUCUGGGUACCAAGGAACCUGCCGGUGGACACAUUUUGGAGGCAGCACCUACAGAGCAGUGAUUUUUGACAUGGGCGGUGUUCUCAUUCCUUCUCCAGGGAAAGUAGCUGCAGAAUGGGAGGCGCAGAAUCAUAUCCCUUCUGGAACCAUAUUGAAGGCCUUUAUAGAAGGUGGUGAAAAUGGGCCCUGGAUAAGAUUUAUGAGAGGAGAGAUAACAGUACAGAAUUUCUUACAAGAAUUUGAGAGACUUUGCUCUCAAAUGGAAACAUCAGCAUUCCACUUCAAAUUAAGGGAGAAGGUGAAGAGGAAGCAGACGUGUCACAUGGUGAAAGAAGGAAUAAAGAAGGAGGAGUCAAAGACCUCUGUGCCUGUGGACUCAUUUUUCUCUCUGCUGACCAGUGAGCGAGUGGCAAAGCAGUUCCCAGUGAUGACUGAGGCCAUCGCUCAAAUUCGGGCAAAAGGCCUUCAAACUGCAGUCUUGAGCAAUAAUUUUUACCUUCCCAAUGGGAGAAGCUUUUUUCCCCUGGACCGGAAACAGUUUGAUGUGGUGGUAGAGUCCUGCCUGGAAGGUAUCUGUAAGCCAGACCCUGGGAUCUACAAGCUCUGCUUAGAGCGGCUGGGCCUGCAGCCCUCCGAGUCCAUCUUCCUUGACGAUCUCGGAGCAAAUCUAAAGGCAGCUGCCAGCCUUGGUAUUCACACCAUUAAGGUUAAGGAUCCUGAGACUGCAGUACAGGAAUUAGAAACUCUUUUGGGUUUUACAUUGAGAGUGAGUAUUCCAAACACACGUCCUGUGAGAAAGACAAUGGAAAUACCAAAAGAUUCCUUAGAGAAGUACCUCAAAGACGUACUGGGGAUCCAAACCACAGACCAAUUGCAUGUCCUUCAGUUUGAUCAUGGGCAGUCAAAUCCAACUUACUACCUCAGGCUGGCCAACCAUCAGCUGGUUCUGAGGAAGAAACCUCCAGGGACCCUCCUUCCAUCUGCCCACGCAGUGGAGAGGGAGUUCAGGAUUAUGAAAGCCCUUGCAAAUGCUGAUGUUCCUGUCCCUAAUGUUCUUGACCUCUGUGAAGAUUCAAGUGUCAUUGGCACUCCCUUCUAUUUGAUGGAGUACUGCCCAGGCCUCAUCUACAAAGACCCCUCCCUGCCAGGCAUGGAGCCCAGCCAAAGGCGAGCCAUAUACACUGCCAUGAACAGAGUCCUGUGCAAAAUCCACAGUGUGGACCUCCAGGCUGCAGGGCUGGAAGACUAUGGGAAGCAUGGGGACUAUAUUUUGCGCCAAGUGCAAACCUGGAUUAAGCAGUAUCGAGCCUCAGAAACCAGCACCAUCCCAGCGAUGGAGAAGCUCAUUGAGUGGCUGCCGCUGCAUCUCCCCAGUCAGCAGAGGACCACAGUGGUUCAUGGGGACUUCAGGCUUGACAACCUGCUGUUUCAUCCAGAAAAGCCAGAGGUCCUUGGUGUCCUUGACUGGGAACUUUCUACCUUAGGUGACCCCCUUGCAGAUGUGGCCUACAGCUGCAUGGCUCAUUAUCUGCCAUCCAGUUGUUCCCUACUGAGAGGUUUGAAUGACUGUGAUUUGACUCAACUGGGAAUCCCUACUGCAGAGGAGUAUUUCAGGAUGUACUGUCUUCACAUGGGGAUCCCUCUCAUUGAGAACUGGAACUUCUAUAUGGCUUUCUCCUUUUUCCGUGUGGGUGCCAUCCUCCAAGGAGUCUACAAGCGAUCACUCACAGGGCAAGCAAGCUCAGCAACUGCUGAACAGAGUGGGAAGCUGACUGAAUUUAUGUCUAACCUGGCAUGGGAUUUUGCAGUCAAAGAAGGAUUCAGGGUUUUCAAAGAAAUGCCGGUCACAAAACCAUUCAUGAGGUCCUACCACACGUGGAUAGCUGCCCAGUCCCUGCUGACCCCCAUGGGCACAAGGAGUUACUGUUCCAUUCCAGAAACUUCCCAAGCUCAUGUUUCAAAAGGAGCUCUGGUCAUCUCUCCGGAGGGCCUUUCCCCACCAGUCAGAGAGCUGUAUCACCAGCUGAAGUGCUUUAUGAAGCAGUGUGUGUAUCCCGCAGAGCCAGAGCUACAGAGUUACCAGACCUCAGUGGACAGAUGGAGGCCCUGCCCGCUGAUGGAAGAUCUCAAGGAGAAAGCCAAGGCUGAAGGACUUUGGAACCUUUUCCUACCCUUGGAGACUGAUCCUGAGAAAAAAUAUGGAGCAGGACUGACCAACAUGGAAUAUGCACAUCUGUGUGAGCUCAUGGGCACGUCUUUGUAUGCUCCUGAGAUAUUUAACUGCUCUGCUCCUGACACGGGGAACAUGGAACUUCUGGUAAGGUAUGGCACUGAGGAGCAGAAGGCUCGCUGGCUGGUUCCUUUGCUGGAGGGCAAGGCUCGCUCCUGUUUUGCUAUGACUGAGCCACAGGUUGCCUCAUCGGAUGCCACCAACAUUGAGGCUUCCAUCAGAGAAGAGGAUUGCUCCUAUGUCAUAAAUGGUCACAAGUGGUGGAUCACAGGUGUCCUGGAUCCUCGCUGCCAACUCUGUGUGUUUAUGGGAAAAACAGACCCGCUUGCCCCGAGCCACCAGCAACAGUCCAUCCUUCUGGUUCCCAUGGAUACCCCAGGAAUAAAAAUCAUCCGGCCCCUGACAGUGUAUGGGCUAGAGGAUGCUCCAGGUUGGACCUCCUGGGGCGGGUUGCCCCUAGGAGGCCAUGGUGAAGUCCAAUUUGAAAACGUGCGUGUGCCCAAGGAGAACAUGGUCCUGGGGCCUGGGCGAGGCUUUGAGAUCGCUCAGGGCAGACUUGGCCCCGGCAGGAUUCAUCACUGCAUGAGGUUGAUCGGGUUCUCAGAGAGGGCCCUGGCACUCAUGAAGGCUCGAGUGAAGUCCCGCAUGGCCUUCAGGAAGCCCCUGGUGGAGCAGGGCACAGUGCUGGCAGAUAUUGCCCAGUCACGUGUAGAGAUCGAGCAGGCCCGGCUGCUUGUGCUGAAAGCUGCUCACCUCAUGGACGUGGCAGGAAAUAAAGCUGCAGCUUUGGAUAUAGCCAUGAUUAAAAUGGUAGCCCCAUCCAUGGCCUGCCGAGUGAUUGAUCGCUCUAUUCAGGCCUUUGGAGCAGCAGGACUGAGCAGCGACUACCCGCUGUCACAGUUCUUCGCCUGGGCCCGUGCACUGCGCUUUGCUGAUGGCCCUGACGAAGUGCACCAGGCAACAGUCGCCAAGAUGGAGCUAAAGCACCACACUUAAACCUUUGGGACUGUGUGGGCUGGAUGUCCCAGCGGUGCCAGCCACUCCCAGAGCCAAAACCGUAACUACUUUGAGAGGUCUGCUGCGUGGGAGUUUCGAACCCUGCCCAGCAGCUCUACCCUGGAACAGCUGGGAUGAACUCAGCCCUUUUCAGGUCUCCACAGAACACUGGUUCUCAACCUUCUUAAUGCCAUGGCCCUUUAACAGUUCCUGUGGGUCGCGACCCAUAGGUUGAGAACUGCUGCUGUAGAAGACAUUUCCGUGAGAAACAGUGUUUGUGUUUCCAGCGAGAGAAGGCAUUAGCUGCAAGCUGAGCAGGUUUGGGGACAGAGCCUGAAAAGCAGGUCUUUGGGCUCUUGGUGCCAGGCUGGGUAGCCCUAGUUCCCCUCUCUCUCUGGCUGUGAGAAGGUGGACACACCUUAGGGGACCUGCUGAGGUCAUCCCUGCUAUGGAAGUGGUGCCAGAGUGCUCCUAGGAAAACAGAAUGAAACCAAACUUGUGAUGCUAGUGGCAUCUGAUUUCCUUAAUUUGAUUGUCUAUCACACAGAAUACUAAUUUAAAUGUUAUUUUGGAAAGGGGCUCUGGAGACACAAAAGAAUAAGAAAACAUACCUCAGAAACUCUGUGGCCUUUCUGUGUCAUACAAAAGGAACCAAGCUUAGAAGUUCUGCCUCAGCCCCUCCAUCUCAGUACAUCAGUUGCCACCUUCCCUCCUCAUACUUGUGUUCCAGAAUCCUGGCCACUGCCUCUGUCCCUUACACAUGGGGGAUGUGGAUGCCAUGAGCCCUGCCAGGUCCUAACUCAGCCACCUUCUGUCACUACUCAGUUCUGCACUCUGUGCUCAGAGAAAUGUCCCCAAAGGAGCUGUGGUGAUAUGUGUGAGGCCCCUGCAGUCUCCAUACUCCCUGUCUGCCAUGUGCUGGGGGGCAGGGCCAGGGUUGGGCAAUACACCAGCAUAAUUUAGAGAGCAGUAUGCUUUUCUCUGAGGAGAGUGGAAAUCCUUGAGUAACCGGUGCCCUGUGAGCCCAGGUGGCAUGGACAGAUAAGCUGUCGACAUUUAGAACCAGUCUGUUAAUCUAACUUGUGGUGGUGGGGCCAAGGCCCAUUUCAGGUCAGACAGUCCCCCUUGCCUGUUGUGUUGCACAGGUGACCUCGUAGGAACUGCUUCUCUGAGAGUACCCCCAGCUGCAGGAGGGCCCACAUCCCUGCAGGGUACAAAGUCACAGGGGCCUUGUGAAUGGGCUCCUCAGAUGUGCUUUCCCCAAGCUUGCCUUCUUCCACCACACUUGAGAAAUUGCUUGUUGCUCAAGGAAGGUAAGUUAAGAUCAAAUCUUAGCUCAGCCUGGUGGCUCAUGCUUGUAACCCUAACACUAUAGGAGGCAGAGGCAGGUGGAUCCCUUGAAUUCAGGAGUUCGAGACCAACCUGGGCAAGAGCAAGACUCCAUCUCUAAAAAAUAGCCAGGCAUUGUGGUAGGCACCUGUAGUCCCAGCUACUGGGGAGGCUGAGGCAGGAGGAUGUCUUGAGCUCAAAAGAUUGAGGUUGGGUGGCGCGUAUGGCUCAAAGGAGUAGGGUGCCGGCCCCAUAUACCGGAGGUGAUGGGUUCAAACCCAGCCCCGGCCAAAAAAAAAAAAAACUGCAAUAAAUAAAUAAAAGGCCUUGAAGCUAUUAAAAGAAAAAGAAGAUUGAGGUUGCUAUGAGCUACUAUGAUGCCACAGCACUCUACCAAGGGCAACAGAGCGAAACUCUGUCUGGAAAAAAUAGAAUAAAUAAAAUCUCAAACUUAUUGCUAUCAAUGCCAGCCACACUUUCAAGGAAAUCUUUUGCAAACUCUGGUAAGAUUCUAGCAGCCUGAGUUCUACUUUGAGCCUGAGGAGGGAGGAGGGUU